Molecule: messenger RNA, 5076 nt
Organism: Myotis davidii
Lineage: Eukaryota; Metazoa; Chordata; Mammalia; Chiroptera; Vespertilionidae
Gene: LRRC7
Product: leucine rich repeat containing 7
Exons: 27
Coding region: 168-4691 (1507 amino acids)
Biological process (GO): neurotransmitter receptor transport, endosome to postsynaptic membrane; neurotransmitter receptor transport postsynaptic membrane to endosome
Cellular component (GO): adherens junction; postsynaptic density; postsynaptic membrane
Molecular function (GO): protein binding
Source: RefSeq, a predicted model, not a curated record
GAGCCUACUAAGGGGAAGGAAUCCCCCACAGUAUCAGAGAAGUCCUUGUAAAGAAGUUCGUGCAGCACUUCGGAAGAGGCCUGAAGAGGAGUGAGCCCGCUACAUGAAAAAAAUGCAAGUCAAAGUGGUCACAACCUAGAAGUCUGCAGAGACAGGAAUAACUAGCAAUGCAUUGCCUGGAGAUGACCACCAAACGGAAACUCAUCGGCCGUCUGGUGCCGUGCCGAUGUUUCCGAGGUGAAGAAGAAAUCAUCUCAGUUUUAGAUUACUCCCACUGCAGCCUUCAGCAGGUGCCAAAAGAAGUCUUUAACUUUGAACGGACAUUAGAGGAGCUUUAUCUAGAUGCCAAUCAAAUUGAAGAGCUACCCAAGCAAUUGUUCAACUGUCAAGCUCUACGAAAACUAAGUAUUCCUGACAAUGACCUUUCAAGUCUGCCAACCACCAUUGCUAGUUUAGUUAACCUUAAAGAACUCGACAUCAGUAAAAAUGGUGUACAAGAUUUUCCAGAGAGCAUAAAGUGCUGUAAGUGUUUAACAAUUAUUGAAGCCAGUGUCAAUCCCAUUUCUAAACUACCUGAUGGCUUCACACAGCUUCUAAACCUGACCCAGCUCUAUCUGAAUGACGCCUUUCUGGAAUUUCUUCCAGCCAAUUUUGGAAGACUUGUCAAAUUACGGAUCUUGGAGUUAAGAGAAAAUCACCUGAAAACUCUACCAAAGUCAAUGCACAAACUGGCCCAGCUGGAAAGACUUGACCUAGGAAAUAAUGAAUUCAGUGAGCUGCCUGAAGUUCUGGAUCAAAUACAAAAUUUAAGGGAGUUGUGGAUGGAUAAUAACGCAUUGCAAGUGCUACCUGGGUCUAUAGGGAAGUUAAAGAUGUUGGUGUACCUGGAUAUGUCAAAAAACAGGAUAGAAACAGUGGACAUGGACAUUUCCGGAUGUGAAGCCCUUGAGGACCUCUUACUGUCAUCCAAUAUGUUGCAACAGUUGCCGGACUCUAUAGGACUGUUGAAAAAACUAACUACUCUGAAAGUGGACGACAAUCAACUUACAAUGUUACCCAAUACAAUUGGAAAUUUAUCUUUAUUAGAAGAAUUUGACUGUAGCUGUAAUGAACUGGAGUCACUACCUCCUACUGUUGGCUACCUUCAUAGUCUUCGAACAUUAGCAGUCGAUGAGAAUUUUCUUCCAGAAUUACCCAGAGAAAUUGGUAGCUGUAAGAAUGUAACAGUUAUGUCUCUACGCUCCAAUAAACUGGAAUUUCUUCCUGAAGAGAUUGGACAGAUGCAGAAACUAAGAGUCUUAAAUUUGAGUGACAACAGGUUGAAGAAUUUACCAUUCUCAUUUACCAAACUUAAGGAGCUUGCAGCUUUGUGGCUUUCUGACAAUCAGUCCAAAGCCCUUAUCCCUUUACAAACUGAAGCCCAUCCAGAAACAAAGCAAAGAGUAUUGACUAACUACAUGUUUCCCCAGCAACCUCGUGGCGAUGAAGACGAUAAUGCUGGGAAAGUUAAGGAUCACUCCUGCCAAGCCCCCUGGGAAAGGGGCCAGCGUGGGAUUACUCUCCAACCUGCCAGGCUGUCUGGCGAUUGCUGCACACCAUGGGCCAGGUGUGAUCAGCAGAUCCAAGAUAUGCCCGUCCCCCAGAAUGACCCACAGCUGGCAUGGGGUUGUAUAAGUGGCCUCCAGCAGGAAAGGAGCAUGUGCACUCCAUUGCCAGUUGCAGCACAAUCCACCACUCUUCCCUCUCUAAGUGGCAGACAGGUUGAAAUAAAUCUAAAACGAUAUCCAACUCCUUACCCAGAGGAUUUAAAGAAUAUGGUAAAAUCUGUUCAAAAUCUGGUGGGUAAGCCAAGCCAUGGAGUGCGUAUUGAGAAUUCAAAUCCAACUGCUAACACGGAGCAAACUGUGAAAGAAAAAUAUGAACACAAGUGGCCUGUAGCCCCAAAGGAGAUUACAAUGGAGGAUUCUUUUGUUCAUCCAGCUAAUGAUAUGAGGAUUGGGGAGCUUCACCCUUCAUUAGCUGAGACCCCUCUGUACCCACCCAAACUUGUUCUGCUAGGGAAGGACAAAAAAGAAUCAACUGAUGAGUCUGAAGUUGACAAAACUCACUGUCUGAAUAACAGUGUUUCCUCAGGCACUUACUCAGACUACUCGCCCUCCCAGGCUUCCUCAGGAUCCUCUAACGCCCGGGUUAAAGUGGGGUCCUUGCAGACAACAGCUAAAGAUGCAGUACAUAGUUCUUUGUGGGGUAACAGGAUUACACAGUCUUUCCCACAGCCUCUUGAUUCAAAGCCAUUACUCAGCCAGCGGGAGGCUGUUCCCCCAGGGAAUCUACCACAGCGCCCUGACCGGCUGCCAAUGAGUGACACCUUCACUGACAACUGGACUGAUGGCUCACAUUAUGAUAACACAGGGUUUGUUGGCGAGGAAACCACAGGCGAGAAUGCCAGCAGCAACCCUCUCUUAGGUUCCAAAUCUAGAAACCCACCUGCUCAUGGACGCAGGCCUUUGAUCAGGCAGGACAGGAUUGUCGGCGUUCCCCUGGAGCUGGAGCAGUCUGCAAACAGACACACGCCGGAAACAGAAGUGCCUCCUUCCAAUCCUUGGCAGAACUGGACCAGGACCCCUAGCCCUUUUGAAGACAGGACCGCUUUCCCUUCCAAGUUAGAGACCACCCCCACCACCAGCCCAUUGCCUGAAAGGAAAGAACAUAUGAAAGACUCCGUUGACAUACCCAGUCCUUUUUCUCCAGGACUACCAUGGGAGUACCACGAUUCCAAUCCCAACAGGAGUCUUGGCAACGUCUUCUCGCAAAUCCACUGCCGUCCGGAAUCUUCUAAAGGCAUUCCCAUCAGCAAAAGCACAGAGAGGCUGUCCCCACUCAUGAAAGACAUCAAGUCCAACAAAUUCAAAAAGUCACAGAGCAUCGAUGAAAUUGACAUCGGCACCUACAAGGUUUAUAACAUCCCGCUGGAAAACUAUGCUUCUGGAAGCGAUCACUUAGGGAGCCACGAGCGGCCGGAUAAGCUGUUGGGGCCCGAGCACGGCAUGUCCAGCAUGUCUCGCAGCCAGUCGGUCCCGAUGCUGGACGACGAGAUGCUCACGUAUGGAGGCAGUAAAGGGCCCCAACCACAGAAAGCGUCCAUGACCAAGAAAGUCUACCAGUUCGACCAAAGCUUCAAUCCCCAAGGAGCCGUGGAAGUGAAAGCCGACAAGAGGAUGCCGCCCCCUUUCCAACACAACUCCGAGUACAUGCAGCCGCCCGGCAAGAGCCUCGCCAAGGAUCUCAUCAGUCCGAGAGCUUACAGAGGCUACCCGCCCAUGGAGCAGAUGUUCUCCUUCUCCCAGCCAUCUGUCAAUGAGGAUGCGGUGGUGAACGCCCAGUUCGCCAGCCAAGGGGCCAGGGCGGGCUUCUUGCGAAGAGCCGACUCCCUGGUGAGCGCCACAGAAAUGGCCAUGUUUAGAAGGGUCAGUGAACCGCACGAGCUGCCUCCGAGCGAUCGGUACGGCAGACCUCCGUAUAGGGGCGGUCUGGAUCGCCAAAGCAGCGUUUCCGUGACUGAGCCCCAGUUCCUGAAAAGGAAUGGCAGGUAUGAAGACGAACACCCUUCAUAUCAAGAAGUAAAAGCUCAGGCGGGAAGUUUUCCGGUUAAAAACCUUACCCAGAGGAGGCCAUUGUCUGCAAGAAGCUACAGUACAGAGAGUUACGGUGCCUCCCAAACCAGACCAGUUUCAGCUAGGCCUACUAUGGCAGCUCUUUUGGAAAAAAUACCAUCUGACUAUAACUUGGGUAACUAUGGUGACAAGCCAUCAGAUAACAGUGAUAUAAAGACGAGGCCCACUCCUGUGAAGGGAGAGGAGAGCUGUGGUAAAAUGCCUGCAGACUGGAGACAACAGCUGCUUAGACAUAUAGAAGCUAGAAGGUUAGACAGGAACGCUGCUUACAAACACAACACAGUUAACCUUGGCAUGCUGCCCUAUGGAGGUAUUUCAGCAAUGCAUGCAGGCAGAAGCAUGACUUUAAACUUGCAGACUAAGUCUAAAUUUGAUCUACAAGAACUACCUCUUCAGAAAACCCCGUCCCAGCAAAGCAACAUUUUAGACAAUGGACAAGAAGAUGUAUCUCCUAGUGGCCAAUGGAAUCCUUAUCCUCUUGGGAGGCGGGAUGUACCUCCGGACACCAUUACUAAAAAGGCAGGCAGCCAUAUCCAGACCUUGAUGGGGUCCCAAAGCCUUCAGCAUCGUAGCCGGGAGCAGCAGCCAUAUGAGGGAAAUAUUAACAAAGUGACCAUCCAGCAGUUCCAGUCACCAUUGCCUAUUCAGAUCCCCUCUUCACAGGCCACCCGGGGACCUCAGCCUGGACGGUGCUUAAUUCAAACUAAAGGGCAAAGGAGUAUGGAUGGCUAUCCAGAGCAGUUUUGUGUGCGAAUAGAAAAGAAUCCUGGCCUUGGAUUUAGCAUCAGUGGUGGAAUUAGCGGACAAGGAAAUCCAUUUAAACCUUCUGACAAGGGUAUCUUUGUUACUAGGGUUCAGCCUGAUGGGCCAGCAUCCAACCUGCUGCAGCCAGGCGAUAAGAUCCUUCAGGCAAAUGGACAUAGUUUUGUACAUAUGGAACAUGAAAAAGCUGUAUUACUACUGAAGAGUUUCCAGAACACAGUAGACCUAGUUAUUCAACGUGAGCUUACUGUCUGAAUAUUUUUUAUAAAUAGUGAAGAUAACGUCUAGCCAGACCUAAUGUUCAAAAAUAAAUUUAUACAUAGAGACAAAUUUUGCCAAUUGCUGGACCAAUGGCAAACAUUAGUGCCAAAUGUAUAAUACUAUAUGUUAGCACUGAUCAUCCUUACAAAUGUUAACUAUAUAAAUAUGAUGUUCAUGUGGUUAUGUAUUAGUUUUAAUUGUCAGCCUCUGGCUGUGCAUUGGUGCAGUUUUUUUUGUUGUUGUUGGUUUGUUUUUUUAACCAAAUAAGUUUCUUCUCAAAGUGGAUUUCAUAUGAUUUCGGAAGCACGGAAGCACACACAAGCUCUUUACAAAUUCUGCUCUCCAUCAGAAACACUGCCUCAAUGUUGUAUCUGCCUUU